GCCUGUACUUCUGUAUCAUCGGUGCGGAGAAGUUUGUACUGGAUGUUGAAUUAAUCAAGCAGAGAGAGAUGGAGAGAUGCCUGACUCUUGUUUUACUGUAUUCAAUUAUAAUAUUCAUCACAGCUGACCGUGUGUAUGUGCGGUUGGUUGGUGGUCACAGUCGCUGUGCUGGUAGAGUGGAGGUUCUUCAUAGAGGUCAGUGGGGAACAGUGUGUGAUGAUUUCUGGGAUAUGGCUGAUGCUGCAGUGGUGUGUAGAGAGCUGGACUGUGGAGAACCUGUAGAUGCUCUGGGUGAUGCUCAUUUUGGACCAGGAUCAGGACCAAUCUGGAUGAGUUAUGUCGCGUGUACUGGAUCAGAGUCAACACUGAAGAACUGUGGGUCGUCCGGAUGGGGUAAAAGCAACUGUGAUCAUAUAAAUGAUACUGGAGUCAUCUGUUCAGAAGUCCGGCUGGUUGGAGGUUCUCGCUGCUCUGGGAGGUUAGAGAUACUUGAUGAUCAGUCGUGGGUGUCAGUGUGUGACGCUGCCUUUGACCAGCAGGAUGCAGAGGUUGUGUGUAGAGAGCUGGACUGUGGGGCUCCUGUACAGGUGCUGGGAGAAGAUGCUUUUGGAAAAGGAGACGCUCAGAUGUGGACACAAGAGAUUCAGUGCAGAGGAAAUGAGUCUCAGAUUCACUUCUGUUCAAAAUCAAUAUCAUAUGAAAACAACUGUUCACAUGAGCACAAUGUUGAACUGGUGUGUGCUGAUCCAAUGAAUGUGCGGUUGGUUGGUGGUCACAGUCGCUGUGCUGGUAGAGUGGAGGUUCUUCAUAGAGGUCAGUGGGGAACAGUGUGUGAUGAUUUCUGGGAUUUGGCUGAUGCUGCAGUGGUGUGUAGAGAGCUGGACUGUGGAGAACCUGUAGAUGCUCUGGGUGAUGCUCAUUUUGGACCAGGAUCAGGACCAAUCUGGAUGGAUGUUGUAUCAUGCACUGGAUCAGAGUCAACACUGAAGAACUGUGGGUCAGCAGGAUGGAACGUACAUACCUGUACUCACAAUUAUGAUGCCGGUGUCAUCUGUUCGGGUGAAUAAUUGAACUGAUUGCCC
Messenger RNA from Pimephales promelas (fathead minnow), 1082 nucleotides. The record is from RefSeq and is a predicted model, not a curated record. NCBI's taxonomy places the organism in Eukaryota, Metazoa, Chordata, Actinopteri, Cypriniformes, Leuciscidae.